CCCAAAUAACACACAAGCGAGAACAAAAAGCAGAUAACAAAAGCACAACCAAAAAAAUGAGGAUUUUGGCACUAAUUUCCCUCUCUCUCCUCUCCAUAAUAGGAGCCUCGGCACAACAAGAUAUCAGCUCUCUUAUCAGCAAAGCCGUGUUUGAGAAUAUGUUGAAGCAUAGGAACGACGCGGCUUGUCAAGGGAAAGGGUUUUACACUUACGAGGCGUUCAUCGCUGCUGCAAAGUCGUUUGGUGGUUUUGGAACUACCGGGGAUGAUGCUACCAAGAAGAGAGAGAUUGCUGCGUUUUUGGCUCAAACUUCCCAUGAAACUACUGGUGGGUGGCCAACAGCUCCGGACGGACCAUAUGCAUGGGGAUACUGUUUUGUUACGGAACAAGGAAACCCCCCGGAUUAUUGUGUUGCAAAUCAACAAUACCCUUGUGCUGCUGGGAAGAAGUACUUCGGCCGUGGUCCCAUCCAAAUUUCAUACAAUUACAACUAUGGUCCAGCUGGAAGAGCCAUAGGAAGCAAUCUACUAGCCAACCCAGAUUUGGUCGCAACCGACCCCACCAUUUCUUUCAAAACAGCCCUCUGGUUCUGGAUGACCCCACAAUCCCCGAAACCCUCCAGCCACGAUGUCAUCACCGGCCGAUGGACCCCGUCAGCCGCUGAUUCGGCAGCAGGUCGGGUCCCGGGGUACGGUGUCAUUACCAACAUAAUCAACGGCGGGAUCGAGUGUGGGAAAGGAUCUACUCCCCAACAGGAGGAUCGGAUCGGGUUUUUUAAGCGAUACACUGGUAUCAUGGGAGUUGGUACUGGAAAUAAUCUUGACUGCAAUAACCAAAGGCCUUUUGCGUAAGACCCAAUAAUAUUGCGGAAAACUAUUCCGUGAGAUACAAUAAUAUUGUAGGUUCCAACUAUAUGGGCCCUACAUAAUAUUGUGAAAUGACGAAAUAAUGCCGCAGUUGUACUGAAUAAUUCUCAAUACAUAGUAAUCCCCUUUUUUUUCUUUGAGAUAAAUUGCGGCCGAUAUACAAAUAAAUAAAAUAAGAGAAUUAUAAUUCUCUUCUUUUGAACACGAAUGUGAUGCUUCGCUGAAUAAAGAUGUAGAAUAUUUCAAAAUAA
Rhododendron vialii is the source of this 1117-nucleotide messenger RNA. Its product is annotated as basic endochitinase-like. The transcript has 3 exons. Lineage: Eukaryota; Viridiplantae; Streptophyta; Magnoliopsida; Ericales; Ericaceae. Gene Ontology annotation, biological process: carbohydrate metabolic process; defense response to fungus; chitin catabolic process. The record is from RefSeq and is a predicted model, not a curated record. Gene Ontology annotation, molecular function: chitinase activity. The coding region runs from base 57 to 851 and encodes 264 amino acids.